UUGGCCGAGGCGCUGUCACUCACUAAGUGAUGUGUCUGCGUGCAGCAAAGGCUCCAUUUGCCAUAAGUAAAUAGUUCGGUUUACAUCAACUAGCAAGAAUUUGAUCAUCCUGAGUCCGGCGGGGACGGCCAGUACUUGAGGGCCGCGAAUUGGAAGCUUUGACCGGGCGUCGGACACAGCGAAGCACGCCGCCUCCAGCAGAUGCGGAUACCCUGUCAGGGACUCUAUCUGCCAUCUUUGACCUGGACUAUCUAACUUCUCCUCUCGGGCCCCUGCAGCUCUUUCUUUAAUUAACUGGCCUCAAUCCAGAGUCAAGACACUUCCACUUGCUUGGUUCCACAGGCGUCGUCGUUCUUUUUCACGGAGCUGGCCAGCUGAGGUGAAGGGGAGGGCAGCUAAAUUGAGCACGAGCGUGGAUGUCCUGCCCCGGAAGAGUGGACCAUGAUCUGAAGUCCCCUUCGUCCUCUCCUCCGUCACCCUCUUUUCUUUCCACACCUCAUCGGGGCGACAUCCAACCUGCCCGCCAUCUUAAAAAAGCUUCCCUAACGUGCGCAGAGAGGGCAAGCGGGAGUUUAAAGAAACACAGCGACAUUCACCUGUGACCCCUGACGUUGCACGCCCCCCCUCCCUGUACCUCCCACCACAAACAACAGAACAAUGGGGAGGAAAAAGAUUCAGAUUCAGAGGAUCACUGAUGAACGCAACAGACAGGUGACGUUCACCAAGAGGAAGUUUGGGCUGAUGAAGAAGGCGUAUGAGCUGAGCGUCCUGUGUGACUGCGAGAUCGCCCUCAUUAUCUUCAACCACUCCAACAAGCUGUUCCAGUAUGCCAGCACCGACAUGGACAAGGUCCUCCUCAAGUACACAGAGUACAAUGAGCCCCACGAGAGCCGGACCAACACCGACAUCAUUGAGACGUUGCGAAAGAAAGGCUUUAACGGCUGCAACAGCCCUGAGCCCGACGGAGACGACUCCAUCGACCAAAGCCCGCUAAAUGACGACAAGUACAGAAAGACAGAGGACCUGGACAGCAUCUUCAAGCGCUACGGCUCUGCCGUCCCACAGCCCACCUUCUCCAUGCCAGUCACCGUGCCAGUGUCCAAUCAGAGCGCUCCACCGGCCGCCGCCCUCCAGUUCAGUAAUAACCCGAGCGGUGCCCUGGUCACCACCACCUCCUUCGUCACCUCCGCCCUCACAGACCCCCGCCUCCUGUCGCCACAGCAACCAGCCCUGCAGCGGAACACCGUUUCACCAGGACUGCCACAGCGACCUGCCAGCGCAGGAGCUCUCCUAGGAGGAGAUCUGGGAAACUCCAACGGAGCGUGUCCAAGUCCAGUUCCUAACGGCUACAUUAGCGCCAGGGCGUCCCCUGGCCUGCUGGCCGUCUCCAAUGGCAACAGCCUGGCCAAAGUGGUCCCAGCCAAGUCUCCUCCCCCUCCCAGUCCUCAGAUGGUCAACAGCCGCAAGCCGGACCUCAGGGUCAUCACCUCGCAGGGCGGCAAGAGCCUCAUGCAGCUGACAGAAGAAGAGCUGGAGCUGGUCAGCGAGAAUGCUCAGCGGCUCGGUGGCUCGCAGGUUCCGCAACCCCUGACUACACCUGUGGUUUCUGUGGCGACGCCCAGCCUGCUGGCACCUUUUUCCGGCAUGCAGACGGCCUACAACACUGAGUACCAGCUGACGAGUGCAGAUCUCACUGCGCUGCAGACGUUCACGCCACCGGGCCUGGUGCCUGGCAACAUGGCUGCCUGGCAACAGCAACAGCAGCCCGCCAUCACCCAGCAACAGCAGCCGCAGAUCAGUCUGGCGUCGCUCACCAACUUGGUCAUGUGGGGUGCAGACAAGCAAAGUGCGGAGAUGGCUAACUGCAUCUCCAACAUUGCUGCUAACCUGAGGCCGAUGGCUCCUCUCCCUCAGGGCACUGCACUGACCGUCAACACCAACCCUCAUGUCAACAUCAAGUCUGAGCCCGUCUCACCCAACCGGGACCGCAGCACUCCCAGUUCCACCGGGGGCGCCGGCGGUGGUCAAAUGCACGUCCAGGGUGGGGCCGCCAUCACCUACCCCACGACUCUGCGCCAGGAAGCUGGAGGUCAAGGCCGCUCACCCGUCGACAGCCUGAGCAGCAACGGCAGCUCGUACGAGGGCAGCGACCGCGAUGACGCCGCCCAGGGGCGAGGGGGCGGCGGGCCGGAUUUCCACCACCAGCCCGGUGCCGGCAGCCUCCAGCAGCCCACCAUGGUCCUUCUGCGGCCCGCCUCGGCCGAGCCCCAGGACCAGGACGGGGCCAACGUCAAGAGGAUGAGGCUGGACGCCUGGGUCACAUAAAGUGAUGAACACUGCGAGCUGGGCCGGGUCGGGUCGGACUAAAAGAGAACUGGCCUGUGCACUGCUCCACACACACAUCAACACACACACACCAGCCCCUCCUAACACCUCCCUACACACGCACACACACGCAUGCUAACAUGUGCACUUGUGUUUCCUCACGCAGACCUUGCCACCGCGACAUAACACAACCAGAACCAGACUACAUUUGGGACAUCAUGAAGAGUAGAAACCCUGAAGGGCAGAACAAACAAUUCCCAGCAUGCCUUGCGUAUGCCGCGUUGCAUCUGCGUGUCAUGUCAUUUGGACGGCAGAAGUGCCGCCUGUUAAGUCGCGCCGUUUUUCUUGUUAACAAUGAGCUCCAGAAUUUAGUCAAGUUAAGAAGGAAAUGUAAGUACUGAUUGGAUUUGUUGCUGCGCUGAAAGAUUGGCUUGCUCUUUCAAUCAGGGAUGAGCUGCGACAACACACAGUCGUGUCACAUGCAGAUCUUUUGGAGUGUGUGUGUGUGUGUGUGUGUGUGUGUUUUUGAGGUUCUUGACUCCAUGUUUGGACUUUAUGUUAGUGAACCGAACCAUGUUGGGGCGUGUACAUAAACAAUGUUGUGGCUUUGCGUGUGUGAUGAAGCGUUUUAAUAAUACUACUAUUAAUAAUAAUAAUAAUAACAAUAGAUGACGUGCACGCCACAGAGAUUGUACAUAUGAGCUCAGUAUUUGGUUGGAAGGAAGAAGAAGCAAACUGAUUCUCAAUGGAACUCCUUUUUUUAAUGAUUAUUUAUGCGUGUACAGAAGUGUCAUUUGUUGACAAGCCACCAGAGGGCGCUAUUAGACAGAAAAGGGAAGGAGAUUUUUCACUCACUGAUGAGAAAGCGCACUUUACCUUAAAAACACCCCGCCACCCCACACACACACACACACACACACACACACUUUACAUGUCGGCUUGUGAAAAAAAAAUCAAAAUUUGCACUUUUCUCCAAACUCCUGUAUGUCCGGUCAGGUUUUAAUUGGUGAAAUGUAAUACUUCACUUAAUGUGUCCACAAACGUCACACACAGUAAAGCAUCAUUUUAUUGAAAAAAAAACUUGCUGCGGGUAUAUGACAGAAUAACCUAAUGUUAUUUUAUUCUGUAUAUUUUUGAAGAAGUGGUAUUUUAUUUUAAUCAAGCAGGAUGGUUGUUUCUCAGGAAGCAGUCAUCCGGAUCAAUUUAAUACAACAAACCUCUGACUGAAAUGUUGAUGCAGUUUGUAGGCAGUGCCACUUGAUGGCAGUGUUGCUUACCUCCUAAUUCUUAUUGUGUGACUUCACCGCCAUCUUUCAUUUGGAAUCAGUCAGUCCCAUUCAAACACAUUUGAACAACGCACACACUGGAAUCGAUGCAAACUUUGAUCCGUCCGGGUAUUUUUAUACUUUUAAGGUCAUCACACUUAGAAUGAAAGCAAAACACACUCGCUGGACGUGGCAACACUUUUAAGGUUUUAGUGAUGAAAAGUGCAAAUGUAUGUUUUUCUUCUAGUACCAAAAGUCUCAUAGGAAGCUUCAUCAGAAAGUUCCAUUUUUAGUUACUGACCCCUUCAGUCCAGAUUGGGGUUGGGGUUUGCCCCCCCCCCUUGAUCAUCAGCGUCAAACGACAUGCCCCUUUAAGGCAAAGAAAGUCGUUAAUUAGCGUCUUCAUAAAAAAAACAUAUCAAUUCCAAUAUUGAACUCGUAUUGAAAGUCAUGUAAUCUAUUUCAUUUGUUAUGGCAACAUGCGGACGUUUUUAUAACUAUUUAUUAGAAUAAUGUGUACCAGUGGCGAUACAAUUUACGUACUUUUACGUUCGUUCAUUUUAAGUACCAUUCUGCGAGUUUUGGCUCCACCAUGACGCCUCCAGCCAUUUGUUUCCAAGUUAGCCCACAAGGGGGCGCCGCCGCAACCACAAAAAAGACAAUCAUUUUAAACGCUUGCGCCCGCCCCUACAAACUUAUGGCACUCCUUGCUGGUGUACAAUGAUGUUUCGACGCCUCACUCACUUUCCAGUGUUAAUUUGUGCUGUUUUGUAUAGUGAUAUUGUUGUUAUUAUUAUUAUUAUAAAUAUCAUCAUAAUGACCGCAGCUAUGUCAACAUCAUUUAGAAUCUGCGGUUCUUUGUGUAGCUCAGUUUCAUUUGGAAGUUAUUUUAUUAUCUAAGGAUAUGCUAUACAUAUAUUUUGUCUGGGGGAUUUUUUUUUUCGUUAUUUCAGAAGUUUAAACGUGUUUCUAAUGUUGCACGAUUUUUACGACACAAAGCCAAUGUCACGAGCUAAGCGGUUUCAGCGCCACCGUGCUGCGAUGCCGCGACUUGAAGUCCGACGCACAAACGUCUCCACUCGGAGGAGGUCGCGGGGUGGGGGGGCGGGCGUGCCACGUCUAAAUAAGUUAUUUGUGAGCAGACAACGAUGUCAAUGCAUGGACGGAGGGAAUACAUUGUAAUAUCAACACAUGUCAUCACACAAAUAUUUAAAAAAUGAAGAAAAAAAGUAUAAAAUAAAUUAUAGCUAAUAUAUUGUGUUUGGCUAGUCUGCUUUUUUGUUGUAAAGAUACUUUUUUGUUGUUUUUGGAGAAUGAUAUACAAUUUGUGUAUAUUUUCAUAAAUAAAAGUAUGCACUGAUAUGUUAUUACAAAAUCUAUACUGCUUUUACAAAAAAAAGUGUUUGUUAUUGUACCAAAGUAUCCAAUGGUCCCCUCUUGGCCCCCCUUUUCCCUUUUUUGCGUAUGUUUUACCGUAUUUUAUAUAUUAAAUAGACAAGUUGACCUACACAAUUGUGUCGCUUUGUUUGUGUGCGGA
Messenger RNA from Doryrhamphus excisus (bluestripe pipefish), 5127 nucleotides. The record is from RefSeq and is a predicted model, not a curated record. NCBI's taxonomy places the organism in Eukaryota, Metazoa, Chordata, Actinopteri, Syngnathiformes, Syngnathidae.